AUUUUCUCUCUUAGGGGGGGAGAUGUAAGGAAAUUCCAUUACAUUUCCUCGGAUUAAUUUAAAAUCUCCCGGUAAAACGGUCGGUAAUACGGGCAUCUAGAUGUGCAAAGAAAAAUUAAUAGAGGUUAGAAAAGAGAAACCCACGUGGAGAGAAAAUACGGUGAAUAAAAUUUAAUUUGACAAAGUGUUAUUAUAAUAGAAUCAGUGAAUAAGAAACAUUGAAUGUUGUUUCUUUGUUUUUCAGGUCUUAAGAAAAAAUCGGGCGAUGGCUUAAUCGUAUUAAUAAUAUAUCAUAGCGUGGCCAGAAGACUUGGUUUACGUUGCAAUGUAAUAGAUAAUUGCCCUUAUUAUAUAUUUUGGAAACCAAAAUAUACUAAUGACGGAUUAGAAAAUGUGCGAUAUUUGCUAGUUGAACGGCAGGAUGAUUUAUCAUGGCCCACACCAUUAUUGUCAGACUUUCAUGAAUUCUAUAAGAUGUAUGUUAAUAAGGUAUGGAACUACUUAAAAAUAAAUUUCAAAGAAAUGUUGGUUUGGCUAAUGCAAUAUUCAAGUUGGAGUCAAAUGCUUAUGAAAUUCGCAUGUUUAAACUGCAUUUUGCUAAAUCAAUAUGCAGAAAUACAGGACUAAAAGACGCAGAAUAUGAUAUCAGUAGGAAUGAUCAUAGAACAUCGUGCAUUAUAUGGGAAUAAAUGCACCGGCGUUAUACUUGCAUGGCACCGAUGUGAGGAUGGACAUCUAAUCUCUAAAGGCUAUGAUGAUUUUAAUUGUGUAUUGCGGUUAAAUCAUAAUGAAUCGCAUAGUUUGAAUAGAGGUCUUUCAAGAGACACGGUAGUGUCUCGCGACCAGUUAAGGGCGUAGCGGAGACACC
Nylanderia fulva is the source of this 868-nucleotide messenger RNA. Lineage: Eukaryota; Metazoa; Arthropoda; Insecta; Hymenoptera; Formicidae. The record is from RefSeq and is a predicted model, not a curated record.